AUGGGUACUCUUCUAUCCCUUCGGUUCCUAUUCAUCAUUUUAUGGCCAACGGUGGCAACAUCAACAUUGCCAAUGGCAAAACCCUAUUGCCGUUACAAAUGUGGUGAGAUCCAAGUUCCCUAUCCCUUUGGCUUCGGAGAUAAAGAGUGUUUCAGAGACGAAGGUUUUGGUCUAACCUGUGAUGAAACCCAUUACAACCCUCCAAAACUAUUCUAUCAAAACGCAGAAGUGGUAAACAUUUCAUUACAAGGUCAAGUGCAAUUGAUGAGCAACAUAAGUCAAGAUUGUUACACUUCAUCAGGCUUAAGGACUUACUGGAACAUUGCUUCUCUCCAUUUUACAAAUAGUCCCUUCACCAUCUCCAAUACAAAGAACAUAUUUAUGGUUCUGGGUUGCGAUACCUGGGCAUCAAUCACUGGCUCAAUUGGUAACCACUUUAGUAGUACUGGUUGUAACAUGACUUGUGGAGACAACAAUUAUCCUACAGAAAGUUCUUGUUCCGGCAAUGGUUGUUGCCAAACCUUUAUUCCAAAAGGGUUUCAGAGUUUCGUAAUAGAAAUUGGUAGCUAUUACAACCAUACCAAGGUCUGGAAAUAUAAUCCAUGUGGCUACGCUUUCUUGAUUGAUAUGAACUGGUUCAACUUCUCUGGAUCUAGCAACAAUUCGCAUUCCAGCAAUAAUACCAAUACAAAUGGUAAUUCGGGAGUCCCUAUUAUGUUAGAUUGGGCGAUUGAGCAGAAAAAUGGUUCGUCUUGUAAAGAAGCUGGUAAAGAUAUCACCACUUACGCCUGUGGCAGGAACUCCGACUGCUUUAACUCCACGAACGGUCUUGGGUAUAGCUGCAACUGUUCGGAAGGCUACCAUGGGAACCCUUAUCUUUCAGACGGAUGCCAAGAUAUAAAUGAAUGUGCAUAUCCAAUUAAUCCCUGCAAUUGGACGUGUACCAAUCUGCCUGGGAGUUAUAGUUGCUCUUGCCCACCAGAUUAUUAUGGAGACGGGAGAAAAGAUGGAAGCGGAUGUAUUCCUUCUCCAAAGCCGUAUCCAAUGCUUCAGGUCACCUUAGGUAUUGGCUUAAGCUCCUUGUUUCUACUUUUUGGAAUAUUGUUGAUGGUUUACUUACUUCAAAAGAGAAAGAACAACAAACUCAAGCAAAAAUUCUUCGAACAAAAUGGUGGUUUCUUGUUAAAGCAACAACUAUCUUCCCGUGAAGGACCCAUUGAAGCUGCCAAAAUCUUUACAGCAAAAGAACUAAAGCAAGCAACUAACAACUAUGCUCAGACCCAAAUCCUUGGUCAUGGAGGAAAUGGUACAGUAUACAAAGGAAUUCUACCUGAUCAAAGACUCGUUGCCAUUAAAAAAUCAAAAAGAGUUGAUGAAAGUCAGAUCGAGCAAUUCAUAAAUGAGGUGGUAAUUCUCUCCCAAAUUAACCAUAGAAAUGUGGUAAAGCUAUUGGGUUGUUGCUUAGAGACUGAGGUUCCUAUAUUAGUGUAUGAAUUUGUCACAAACAAAACUUUAUUCCACCACAUCCAUGGUGAGGGAUGCAAUAAUUCUCAAAUUUCUUGGGAUAUUCGUCUAAGGAUAGCUGUAGAAACAUCAGAGGCGAUCGCUUACUUGCAUUCUGCGGCUUCACCACCUAUCAUUCAUAGAGAUAUUAAAUCCUCAAACAUACUCUUGGAUGAUAAUUAUAUGGCAAAAGUGUCAGAUUUCGGUGUAUCAAGGUUGGUUCCUUUAGAUUAUACUCAAAUUAGUACACUAGUGCAAGGAACAUGGGGGUACUUAGACCCAGAGUACUUUCGAUCAAGUCAAUUAACUGAAAAGAGUGAUGUUUACAGCUUUGGCGUAGUACUUGUGGAGCUAUUAACUGGAAAGAAGGCACUUGAUUCUGAUGGGCCUGAUAGAGAUUCAAAUCUAGCUUUGCAUUUUGUUACUAGAUUCGAAGAGGGUAAUGUGUGGGAUAUUAUAGAUGAUCGGAUCAUGAUUGAAGGGUGCAAAAUGAAACUCAAGGAAGUAUUAAAAAUAGCAGAAAGAUGUUUAAGAGUAAGAGGGAAAGAAAGACCAACAAUGAAGGAAGUGGCAAUGGAGCUACAAAGGUUAAGGAUGGAUCAGAGGUACUCAUCGGUUGCACAAAACAUUGAAGAGGUGGAAUGUCAGUUUAUUGAGCCAUCGGACUUGUAUAGUCAUGACACUAUUGGGUAUGAUAGUUUGACUAAUGAUGGUGGGCGAUGA
Messenger RNA from Telopea speciosissima, 2226 nucleotides. Its product is annotated as wall-associated receptor kinase 2-like. NCBI's taxonomy places the organism in Eukaryota, Viridiplantae, Streptophyta, Magnoliopsida, Proteales, Proteaceae. Gene Ontology annotation, cellular component: plasma membrane. The transcript has 3 exons. Gene Ontology annotation, biological process: protein phosphorylation; cell surface receptor signaling pathway. Bases 1 to 2226 code for a protein of 741 amino acids. Gene Ontology annotation, molecular function: calcium ion binding; protein serine/threonine kinase activity; polysaccharide binding. The record is from RefSeq and is a predicted model, not a curated record.